AUGGUUAAGGAACUUUUAAGGGUUCUGAGGAAUGUUCACGACGGCCUGAGCCUCUCGCAGGAGGCCGUGAGUGUCAUGGAUUCCUUCGUCAAGGACAUCUUCGAGCGCAUCACCAGCGAGGCCUCUCACCUGGUCCGCACCACCAAGCGCUCCACCAUCACCUCCAGGGAGAUCCAGACAGCCGUGUGCCUGCUGCUGCCCGGGGAGAUUGGCAAGUUCGCCAUGUCUGAGGCCAGCAAGGCCAUCAUGAGGUACACCCUCCGCCAAUGA
Molecule: messenger RNA, 270 nt
Organism: Leptonychotes weddellii (Weddell seal)
Lineage: Eukaryota; Metazoa; Chordata; Mammalia; Carnivora; Phocidae
Source: RefSeq, a predicted model, not a curated record